Messenger RNA from Gopherus flavomarginatus (Mexican gopher tortoise), 3019 nucleotides. It is a transcript of the gene VAT1, whose product is annotated as vesicle amine transport 1. The transcript has 6 exons. Lineage: Eukaryota; Metazoa; Chordata; Testudines; Testudinidae. The coding region runs from base 1 to 1161 and encodes 386 amino acids. Gene Ontology annotation, molecular function: oxidoreductase activity. The record is from RefSeq and is a predicted model, not a curated record.
AUGUCCGGGGAAGAGGCAGCGGCGCCCCCGGCCCCUGCCGACCAGGCGCCCCCGGCGGAGCAGCAGGCGGCGGGCGGCGGGGACGCGCCCCCGGCGGAGCCCCAGUACCGGGCCCUGGUGCUCUCGGGCUUCGGCGGCUACGAGAAGGUGAAGGUGCAGGUGCGGCGGGGCGAGCCCAGCCCGCGGCCCGGGGAGCUCGCCGUGCGGGUCCGAGCCUGCGGCCUCAACUUCGCCGACCUGCUGGCCCGGCAGGGGCUGUACGAGCGGCUGCCGCCGCCGCCCGUCUCCCCCGGCAUGGAGUGCGCGGGCACCGUGCUGGCGCUGGGCGAGGGGGUCACCGGCCGCCAGGUUGGUGAUAAGGUGAUGGUGCUGGCCAGAGCAGGGCUCUGGCAGGAAGUUGUGACCGUCCCAGCCAAUCAGACUUACCUGAUGCCUGACGGAAUGAGCUUCGAGGAAGCGGCUGCCUUUCUGGUCAACUACAUCACGGCGUACAUGAUCCUCUUUGACUUUGGGAACCUGAGACCCCACCAGAGCGUUCUCAUCCACAUGGCUGCUGGGGGGGUAGGAACAGCCGCCGUUCAGCUCUGCAAGACAGUGGAGAACGUCACCAUCUUUGGCACUGCCUCUGCCUCCAAGCACGACGCCCUCAGGGAAAGCGGGGUCGCUCACCCAAUUGACUACAGGAGUAUGGAUUACGUGGAGGAAGUCCGGAAAAUCUCCCCAAAAGGAGUCGACAUUGUUUUGGAUCCACUGGGAGGAUCGGACACUACCAAAGCAUUCAACCUCCUGAAGCCAAUGGGCAAACUCAUAACCUAUGGGGUGGCCAACCUGCUCACUGGGCAGAAGAAGAACCUGAUGGCCAUGGCAAAGACAUGGUGGAACCAGUUCAGUAUCAACGCUCUGCAGCUCCUGCACCUCAACAAGGCCGUGUGCGGCUACCACCUGGGUUACAUGGAUGAAGAGUUUGAGCUCAUUGGGGGUGUUGUGGCCAAGCUGGUUAGCCUGUACAGCCAGGGCAAAAUCAAACCCAAAAUAGACUCCGUAUGGCCCUUUGAGCAGGUGGCAGAUGCCAUGAGGCAGAUGCAAGAGAAGAAGAACGUUGGGAAAGUCAUCCUAGUUCCUGAGCUGCCGAAGGAAGAACCCAAAAAAGAGGAAAACUAAAGCAAGGAGACCUGUCUGCAGGUUGUGAAUUUGUGGUUUAACCCCUAACCCUUUUGGGACCUGGGAAUGGACGGCUCAGUCCUGCCAUCUUCCCCAUUAAGGGAAUGAUACAUUUUUAAAGCCAGUUCUAGGACUGUGAACGUCUUGGGUUGGGAAUCAUAUGCACCUGCCAUAGCCAGCCUCUCCCAGGUGUGACUGUGUAACAUUCAAUGUGAUGCCUCCCACCUUAGCCCUGCUUUUCUCACCACAUUGUUAUAUCUCCUUUCCCAAAUUCCAAACCAAGUUAUUUUUCUCUGGCAGCGCCUCUCUGGCCUCCAAGCAGUCCGUGACUAAUGGCUGCGUAGUAUGUUGCUGCAAAGUGUAAAUGCAAAUUGUUAUAGCAACCAUUGACUGUCUCCAUAGAAACUGAGCCCUUUCUGCAGUCUUACGAUGCACGUUCAACAGACGAGUGUGCCAAGCCAGAGAUGCUUGUCAAUGAAAUUGCUGUAGGAAAAUAACAUCAGACUGUGCAUUAUUCUAGUGCUGGUUAUUUCUUUGCCGUUAUUCCUGCUGUCAUGACACUUCCCUUCCUCCUCCCCCUGCUUUUCCCCACGCCCCCAGACCUUUAAUGCCAAUCAGCUGGCAAAAGGCCAGUUUUUCUAAGCCCAGCUUAGUAUCUUAGAUGCUGGUCAUGCUGUAGCUUUUUAAUUUGCUGUUCCUUCUCUGUGCACGCUGCAUGUAACCUGAGGAGCAGUUAGGCUGGUGCUAUAUGAAUACUAAAGAGAAAUUUUAGUUCAGCAAUUUGCUCUCGUCCAUUUUCUGCUCCCAAACCGUUAGGGAAAGUCUAAACCAAUUCCGUGGUCAAAGCUGGGUCUGGAGACCGAAAGGACUCAGCUGUGUCUCCAAAAGGACUGACCCAUUUGUGUUGGUUCUAUGUGCUUUGUUAACGUUGGGCUCUGAAUGUCCGUCAGGCUAAACUUCAUCCUCGUGUUUGUUACCAAGGGCUGCAAAUGUGAAAACGUGUCUGCAAGGCUGGGACAAAACAAGCCUCGUGGUUGGCCUUUGCGUCUGGGGUUGUGUGUGCUAGGAAGGGGAUGCUGCAGCUCUAGAAGGGAGCAGGCCCAGUAAAGUCUGGACAGCCAGCAUGUGGUUCUGAGUCACACACUGUAGAAAUCAAAGGUCUGGGCUCAGACCUGUCGAACCCACUGGUGUGAGGCUCUCGCCUGGUUAGAUCCUGGCUUCCGUUUUGCAUUUUCCACUCCCGGUUUAAUUAGCUUUUCAGAUUCUCCACUAGUCCCAGGCUGUCCCUAUGGCUAGCUAGCGUCGAAGGGGGGUUUGCAGCUUGUCUGCUCGAAUUGUGAAGUGCCAGUGUUUUCAGGAUACUUCCCAGUGCUGCUGGGAACUGCCCAGGGGGCUCCUCUCCCCAGGAAGAAAACUGGGCUUGCCCAUGCCAGGCGUGGUGGUAAAGCUGUGGGUGGGAACCUGACCGGUUCAGUCUGUGAGCAUCUAAACUUGUCCUUGUCUAACAUUCUGACUGGUGCUGCCCCUUCCAGCCGCGCUCGGUCUCCUGCUGCAGUCCCAGGACUUGGAGCUUUGCUGCUAUUUGCACUUGCUCUAGCAGUCCAGGGUUGGUCCCACUGGGUGGUGGAUGGUGCAGUAGCUCAGGCUUUGCUUGUAUUUGGAUCUGGUAACUGAAGGGACCAAUCCCCCACCCCAUCCCCUUUUUGUAAAGUGCCAUAGCAGAAGCAAAAUGCCGCUCUUAAAUAAGAGCAAACAUGGAUCUCCUGGGCUGUGAACAUUCCCUCCUGCUGGGUCCCUCCCUGCAUUAAAGAGAACCUGGUCCAGCAUCAGCACGAGAAUUUUAUUGUGCAAAGAAAAA